AUGAUCAUCGCCAAUCACCAUCCUGCGACUGUGGUCAAGUCAGGUUAUCUGGCUCCCUUCGCCAAUUUCGUCCCCUUAUCUCAACUCAGUCGGGACCCUUAUGCAUGGUUCUACAGACCUAGCCAUGCUCCCUCUGCCAUCGCCUCUUCCUCGAACCCCUCCGCUACCUUUGACGCAAUACUGGACCGAUUUCGCGAGGUCGACACGCAGGCAGAUCAGCGGGCGGAGGAGAUGAAAGCGCAACUCCAAAUGGAUUUGGCGAAGAUUGGACGCUACCGCGAAAGCGAUGACGAUUCUUCGUUGGGUUACUACUGCACGACGACCCCCUCUUCUCUGGGGGAGGCAAGUGCUGGUCUUCUCUCAGCAGACUUGCAGCGGACGGGGAGCGACUCGGGGCGGACGGACGGAACAGCGGAUACCCAGACAUACGAGGAUGCCAGCGAGCACCAGAGCUCCGCCGUAGGUCACUCGUACACGUCUCAAGGCGGUGGCAAUGAUGACUUGCACGACGCCAAGCAGUCCUGGGCAGAUGACAACCCGCCUCCGACUCAAGCUGCACCAGGUCAGGAUCGAACCACCAACCCCUCUUCCGACCCCAAGUCCGUGCUCGGCAACUUCUGCUCCUAUCUCCAGAGCGGCUACACCUGGAUCUCCCAGCACCCCUACACCGCAGUCACCGGCCUAGCCAUUGCCACCGCCGCUACCGUCGCCGCCACCGCUUACAGUUCUUACUGUCCCUCCGGAUUUGCAUCAGGGUGGCAAAGUCAGCUUGCGGGGUAUCUACCUUCGGGUGCUGUGUUGACCGGGGAAGGCGGGACUACAGCUGCGAUGAGAAGCGCAGCAGGGACUGCACAGGGAGUAGCGAGGAGCGCAUGGGACACGGCGGCGAGCUACUGGAGGUGA
Dioszegia hungarica is the source of this 903-nucleotide messenger RNA. RefSeq lists its product as uncharacterized. The transcript has a single exon. The record is from RefSeq and is a predicted model, not a curated record. Bases 1 to 903 code for a protein of 300 amino acids. NCBI's taxonomy places the organism in Eukaryota, Fungi, Basidiomycota, Tremellomycetes, Tremellales, Bulleribasidiaceae.